Molecule: messenger RNA, 1038 nt
Organism: Annulohypoxylon truncatum
Lineage: Eukaryota; Fungi; Ascomycota; Sordariomycetes; Xylariales; Hypoxylaceae
Exons: 1
Source: RefSeq, a predicted model, not a curated record
CAUCGAAAUAACCAGCCUGGCUUGAUUUGGUUGACUGACUAGAAGCGCUGUCUUCGAUGAGUUGAUCUCUUAACAUCACCGUAGGACUUGAGCACCGUACAUGACGUGGGCUCACCUGUGUAUCGUGAAGUCCAUUUCCUAUAUAAGCCACUGUGAAUUGCCCCCUUCCCCCUUUCCACUUUCUCCAAACCCAAGUAUGCACGCACAAAACUCCAGAUACCACAAUUCUCUCAUACCUACCUACACAAAAUAGCACAAGCAGAAGCAACAACAUACCACCAAUAAAUAUAUAAAGUAUCACCACACCCCAAAAUGCCAGAAGACGACCCCCAGCCCCUAUCCGCCCACGAGAUCUCUCCCCUCCUAACCGAGAUCGCGGGCCUCGAAGCGACGCUCCCAGCCUUCGAGCCCCGGGGCCCCACGACGCCCGCGCGCUACUUCCAGACCAGCAUCCAGAAGAACCUAGAGUGGAGCCGGCACGCGCUGGCGCGGCUGGCCGCCAGCCUGCGCAAGUACGACAAGGACGUGUACAACUCGUCGCGGAUCGCGCACUACAUGACGAUGCUGCGGGGCGUGAUCGCGAAGCUGGAGAGCUAUGACCGGAGGAUCGAUGAGAUGAGGCGUGCGCAGGGCGAACAUGUGGGGGUGAGCGAUAUCUUUAGGACGACGGCGGGUGGUGGUGGUGGCGCGAAGAAGAUGGAGUCGUAUCCGUAUGCGAGCGCUGCGCGGCUGCUGGAUGGGCCGCAGCGGUUCACGUAUUAUGAUCCGCCUAAGUAAGGUACCUAGGUAGGCUUGUUCUUGCCGACUUCUCUUUUGUUGGCAUUUAUACUCGCUGUUGAGGGAGCAUCACGAGCGUAUUAUCGCAUCUAUAUACAUGAUCAUUUGACGUUGAGUUAAUUGCGCUCCACACAUCCCCUGGUGACUGGAUCGACAUAUCGUCAAAUGCCUGUGAUGUAGGAAUAUCUUUCUCUUGGUCAUAUAAUCAACAGUUUGCGUAGCUGUGGCGCUGGAUCUUACAGAUAGAUAGUUGCAAUUAAC